Molecule: messenger RNA, 429 nt
Organism: Jatropha curcas
Lineage: Eukaryota; Viridiplantae; Streptophyta; Magnoliopsida; Malpighiales; Euphorbiaceae
Source: RefSeq, a predicted model, not a curated record
AUGGAGAAGCUAAAAGCUUUGAAGUUGACAUGCACAUGCACAUGUUUUGAUGAGAGUAACUUAGAAUUGAAGUUAGUCUCAUCACCAUCAUCAUCACCAUCAUCAGGCAAAUAUCUGAGUGUGCACACACUCGAUAAAGUAAAAUCAGCACUUGAAAGAGCAGAGAAAGAACCAAUUAGGAAACGAUCAACAACGCUGUGGAAAUCCCGGUUAUCACCAUCAUAUUCUUCAUCAUCUUCUUCCAUGAAAGAUCUUUCAGAUGAUGAAGAUGAAGAAAAACUUACAUCUUCACCCGUGGCUGCAGGUUGUCCAGGUUGCUUAUCAUAUGUAUUGAUAAUGAAAAAUAAUCCGAAAUGUCCUAGGUGCAGUACUGUUGUUCCGUUGCCAAUGGCAAAGAAGCCUCGAAUCGAUCUCAAUAUUUCAAUUUGA